AUAAAUAGGAUGGAUUUUCAGGUCUCUAACAUCCUCCCUGGCUCCUGAAUCUUCAGCUCACUCUUCCUCAAGCAGAUUCGCCUGUAUUUGCCAGAAUGCCUCAACUUCUUAACAGCAUACUCAAUGUGAGUAAGGCAUUCCAGAAAUAUGCUGAACACCAUGGGGCAUGCACUUCACUGAACAAGAUGGAGUUGAAGCAGCUGCUUCUCACUGAGUUUGGAGACAUCCUUCGGAGACCAAAUGACCCAGAGACUGUGGAAACCAUUCUGGAACACUUGGACCGAGACAGAAAUGGAUAUGUUGAUUUUCAUGAAUACCUCUUGUUGGUGUUCCAAUUGGCCCAAGCCUGCCAUCAUAAGCUAGAUAGUAAGUUGUACGGAAGCAGAACCUCCCCCCGGAAAGAACAGGAUCAGAAAGGAACACAGAGCCAUAAGUUUUCAGAAAACACAGGCAGACAACAUAGGCAGAAUUCUCACAACAGUCAGUCUGAGGGACAAAGUCAGGAUGUCCAACAUGAUCAGUCUCAGAAACAAGAUAAGGACUCUCACUGCAGUCACUCUGAGAGACAUGAUACAGACUCUCACCAUGGUCAGACAGAGAGACAAGAUAGGGAUUCCCACCAUGGUCAGUCAGAGAGAUUCCAUGGGGACUCCCACUAUGGUCAUUCUGAGAGAGAAGACACAGAUUAUAGCUCUGAUCAGUCUGAGACAGAUGAUCAAUACUCUAGCUCUGGUCGAAGAUUGAGUUAUAAAUCUAACAAUGACCAGGCCAAAAGUCAAGGAUAUGUCUUUGCCUUAAAUCAGUCUAAGAACCCAGCUCAAGUUUCUCAUUAUGGCCAGUCUAAAACAUUUGGACAACAAAGCAGCCAUGGCCAGUCUGGAAGACUCCGACAAGAUUCUUAUUCUAGUCAAACCAGUCAACAAGAAUCUGGUUCUUAUGAACAAUAUGGAAGGCAGCAUCAGAAAUCAGGCAACAGUCAGACAGACAGACAGGCCCAGAAUUCUCACAAUAGCCAGCCAGACAAACAAAGACAUAGUUUCCAACAUGAUCAGACAGAUGGACAAAGCCACAGUUUCCAUUAUGGACAGAUGGAUAAGCAAGGCCAGAAGGGUUUCCAACAUGGUCAGAUAGAUGGACAAGGCCAGAGUUCUCAUGACCAGAAAAAGAGCAAAGGCCAGAAUUUUCAUUAUGGUCAGAAAGGUAGACAAGGCCAGAGUUCUUACCAGGGUCAAUCAGACAGUGAAGACCAGAAUUCAGAGUGGCAUCGGACAGACAGAGAAGACCACAGUUUUCAUUUUGAUCAGACAGGCAGACAAGGCCAGAGUUCUUACCAGGGUCAAUCAGACAACGAAGACCAGAGUUCAAGCUGGCAUCGGACAGACAGACAAGGCCAGAGUUUUCAUUAUGAUCAGACAGGCAGACAAAGCCAGAGUUCUCACCAGGGUCAGAAAGGUGGACAAGGCCAGACUUCUCACCAGGGUCAGAAAGGUGGACAAGGACAGACUUCUUACCAGGGUCAGAAAGGUGAACAAGGACUGACUUCUCACUGGGGUCAGAAAGGUGGACAAGGACAGACUUCUUACCAGGGUCAGAAAGGUGGACAAGGACAGACUUCUCACCAGGGUCAGACAGGUAGUCAAGGACAGACUUCUUACCAGGGUCAGAAAGGUGGACAAGGACAGACUUCUUACCAGGGUCAAAAAGGUGGAAAAGGACAGACUUCUUACCAGGGUCAGAAAGGUGGACAAGGACAGACUUCUUACCAGGGUCAGAUAGGUAGUCAAGGACAGACUUCUCACCAGGGUCAGAAAGGUGGACAAGGACAGACUUCUUACCGGGGUCAGAAAGGUGGACAAGGACAAACUUCUUACCAGGGUCAGACAGGUAGUCAAGGACAGACUUCUUACCAGGGUCAGAAAGGUGGACAAGGACAGACUUCUUACCAGGGUCAGAAAGGUGGACAAGGACAGACUUCUCACCAGGGUCAGACAGGUAGUCAAGGACAGACUUCUUACCAGGGUCAGAAAGGUGGACAAGGACAGACUUCUUACCGGGGUCAGAAAGGUGGACAAGGACAGACUUCUUACCAAGGUCAGAAAGGUGGACAAGGACAGACUUCUCACUGGGGUCAACCAGACAGUGAAGACCAGAAUUCAGAGUGGCAUCGGACAGACAGAGAAGACCACAGUUUUCAUUUUGAUCAGACAGGCAGACAAGGCCAGAGUUCUUACCAGGGUCAAUCAGACAACGAAGACCAGAGUUCAAGCUGGCAUCGGACAGACAGACAAGGCCAGAGUUUUCAUUAUGAUCAGACAGGCAGACAAAGCCAGAGUUCUCACCAGGGUCAAAUAGACAGACAAAACCAGAGUCCUCACUGUGGUCAGUCAGAGAUUGGGAAAACUGAACUUCAAGGGCAAAACAGGUACUUCCAAGGAACUGAUGAAACUGUUGAGCAAUCUGGAAGGUCAGGAAAACUAAGUCAACAGACUUCAAGAGAGGAAGUGAAUCAAACCCAGAGGCAGAGAUUCCAGGAUAGAAGGGAGCAGCAAACUCACCACCAGACAUGGAAACCUGAACAAGAUAAUCAACACAAACUCUUAGCUCAGAUACAGCAAGAAAAGCCAUAUUCCCAUAAUGAGUAUAACUGGCAAUCCCAGAGUAGUGAGGAGGGCCACUGGGUAGAGGAAGAGCAUCAUCAAAGCUGGGAUAGGCAUAGUCUUGAGGAUCAGGAAAAUCUAUAUGAGAUGCAGAACAGGCAAACCCAUGAAGAUGAAAAAAGCCAUCAGACAAGGGCUAGGCAAACCCAUGUAGAUGAGCAGAAACAGCAAAGACAACACAGGCAAACUCAUGAAGAAAGUCAAGAUCAUCAACAUGGUAGACAAACCCAUGAAGAUGAACAAAGCCAUCAGAGACAAGACAAACAUCAAAAUCACCAACAGUGGGAUGAACAAACUCAUGAAGAAAAUGAGAGGUUUCAAGGAUCCCAAGACCAAUCCAGGAGUUUUCCCAACAAAGAAAAAUUCCACAUGAAUGAAGAUGAACAGUGCCAAGGAUCCCAGGACAGACAUUUCCAUCCAACCCAUGGUGGUGAGAGGUCCCAAAGAAGAGAACAACACAGAAACCACCCUACCAAAACAGCAUAUUCCCCCAACCCCCUCUAUGAUUAUGUACGAGAGCAAGCAGCUUAUCAAUACUAGGCUGCCUGAGCAGCAGAGAUAACAUAGCUUGAGUCUAAUGAAGAAAUCUACAUGUCAAUUCACCUUUGCUUCUGUUUAAAAGGUUGAAGUUGUAUGUCAUCCUUCUCUUUUUCAUCUAUCUAUGAGAAUGCUUCUGAAGACUAGUCUAGCAACCACUUUUUGAAAUUUCAAUUCUUUGAGUAGCAAUUCUAGGGUUAUUUGGUUGGGUGGAGUAAAUUAGAUGAACUAACCAAUCUUUAUUUUGAUGACUUUGUAGAUUUAAAUCAUUCCUAGUUUGUUUUCAGUUUAGGUGAUACUUGGUUGAAUCAUUGAAUGGCAGAAAAUUCUCCCUAACGUUUAGUAACAGGAAAAGGAACAAUGGAGACUUAUACUACAUUUGAAGGAAAGGAUUUUGGACUUUGAUAAGCUUUGGGUGCUGGAGAAUGGGAGACAAUUCUGAAAACCUUUCCAACAAAGACCACAUGUAAAACAUUAUAUUAAUUAUAUUAAAAUACUCAAUAAAUGAUUGGUGAGCAAUGAUG
Messenger RNA from Peromyscus leucopus (white-footed mouse), 3718 nucleotides. It is a transcript of the gene Rptn, whose product is annotated as repetin. The record is from RefSeq and is a predicted model, not a curated record. Gene Ontology annotation, molecular function: transition metal ion binding; calcium ion binding. NCBI's taxonomy places the organism in Eukaryota, Metazoa, Chordata, Mammalia, Rodentia, Cricetidae. The coding region runs from base 96 to 3197 and encodes 1033 amino acids. The transcript is spliced from 3 exons. Gene Ontology annotation, cellular component: cornified envelope.